This is a messenger RNA of Globicephala melas (long-finned pilot whale), 2299 nucleotides long. It is a transcript of the gene AKAP7, whose product is annotated as A-kinase anchoring protein 7. Lineage: Eukaryota; Metazoa; Chordata; Mammalia; Artiodactyla; Delphinidae. Gene Ontology annotation, molecular function: protein kinase A regulatory subunit binding. Gene Ontology annotation, cellular component: cytosol. The record is from RefSeq and is a predicted model, not a curated record.
CUUCCGCCUCCGCACCCACCUCCCGGCUGGCCCCAGGUUGCAGCGCCAGGCCGCAGCCGCCUGCAGAGACCUGCCGCCAGCCAACGCCAGCGCUAUGGAGCGCGCCGGAGCCGGAGGAAUAAAUUCCAAUGAGUGUGAAAAUGUGUCAAGAAAAAGGGAAAUGUCAGAAGAAUCUGAAGCCAACACAGUGGAUUCUCUGGUAGAUUUGCCAUUUGCUACUAUCGAUAUUAUAGAUGAUUGUGGAAUCACUGAUGUACCUCAGAUAAAUUUGGAGAGAAGUAAAGAAAAGGAAUGGAACAAUAAAGAUAAAAUAAAGAAGAGGAAAAAAAAGCAAAAAGAUGGUCAACCCAACUAUUUCCUAUCCAUUCCGAUCACCAACAAAGAGAUUACAAAAGAAAUUAAGAUCCUGCAAAAUGCAAUAAUACAACAAGAUCAGCGACUGGCCAAAGCAAUGAACAGAGAUGGUUCCUUUCAUAUUACCCUGCUAGUGAUGCAGUUAUUAAAUGAAGAUGAAAUAAACAUUGGUAUUGAUGCUCUUUUGGAAUUAAAACCAUUUGUGGAAGAAAUCCUCCAAGGAAAAACUUUGACUUUGCCCUUUGAAGGGGUUGACACUUUUGGAAAUCAGGUUGGAUUUGUGAAGCUGGCAGAAGGAGAUCACAUAAACCCACUUUUGGAGAUAGCAGAUGCUGCAAAAAGGACAUUUCAAGAAAAAGGUAUCUUGGCAGGAGAAAGCAGAACUUAUAAGCCUCAUUUGACCUUCAUGAAAUUGUCCAAAGCACCAUGGCUCCGGAAGAAGGGAGUGAAAAAAAUAGACCCCAAAUUCUAUGAAAAAUUUAUCAGUCACAGAUUUGGAGAAGAAAUGGUACAUCGCAUAGAUCUUUGCUCCAUGCUGAAGAAAAAGCAAAGUAAUGGUUAUUAUCAUUGUGAGUCUUCAAUUGUGAUUGGCCAGAAACCUAUUGGAAUCCGGGACUUAAUUAAUGAAGCUUUGCGUCGAGAGAGGAUGGGUCUGCAGUCCAAAGUGAAACAGAUAAAGGAACUUUUAUUAAAGCCUGAGACUCAGGCCAAAAUUAGGAGGGAGCUUUUUGAAGGAAGAGUCAUUAACAACAGUAAUGAAGGAAAUGAUGUUGAUUUCAGCGCAAUUUUGACGUAAGCUCUACGUUGCUAUCAUGGUACCAGAGUUUAUGAAAUCUUUUCAGCUCAUUAAAUAGCUCUUUGGUAAAUACCACAGAAGUGUUCUGAUAGAGUCUGCACAACAGCAAACCAACAUUGGUAAGGAGUUAACAGUUUCUUACCAAAGAAAACUGAUUCUGCACUGUUAUUUUUAAGCUAGACUUGUGUUUUAGAAUGUUUAUCUCUAUAAUACCGAGGUUCAUUAUAUAGAAAGGACUUCUUAAUUAGCCAUUGUGAGAUGUUCGUUGGGUCCUCACAAAUAAAAUAUACAGACUGUGGAAAAUCAUUUACAGACAAAAAGAAAAAACAGUAUUUUAAGGGUAAGUUGUCCCUGUUGACAUGAUUUUUGUUGUUAAAUCAAAAGAAGCAUUGUUCACAUGUAUCUAUGCCUAUUGUUACUUUUAAUGAGACUUUGAAUGUUUAUUGAUCACUAGUACUUGAAUGAACAUUUAUAAAUGUAAUUAUUGCAGUCACUGGUUAAGAAUGUUUUAUAAUGUCCGUAUGUAUUACUUUUCAGUGAUCAAAAUGUAAUUUGCUUUUUUUUUUUUUUUUUUUUUUUUUUUUUGCAGUACGUGGGCCUCUCACUGUUGUGGCCUCUCCCGUUGUGGAGCACAGGCUCCGGAUGCACAGGCUCAGCGGCCAUGGCUCACGAGCCUAGCUGCUCCGUGGCAUGUGGGAUCUUCCCAGACCGGGGCACGAACCCAUGUCCCCUGCAUCAGCAGGCGGACUCUAAACCACUGCGCCACCAGGGAAGCCCUGCUUUUUCAUUUCUUAAUGAAUGUUUGGGAUUUUUAUUUUCUACUUUUCUGAAGAUAAGCCCCCGGUCUUACUGUAUCCCUCAUAAUCUGAAUUUGUUUGCACUGGUUCAUUUUUAAAGAAAAUUCUUGAAAAGUUUCCCUCCCAUACGAUAAUCACUAGUAACAGCUUUUUCUGUAGUCAGUGUAAAAUUGCUGCUACUAAGAGAUUAUGAUGGAGGGGGAAAUUAUUAGAGAUCAAAUAUGUAAUCAUUUUAAAGAUAAAAUCCAGUUUACUCAUGGAUUUUAGCUAUUUUUUCACUGGGUAAAUUAUACUACAUUUAUUUAUAAGUGAGUUUAUGCAUUUUCAUGCCCGUUAAUAAAUGUAUUGUUUU